CAAUGUCAUGUCAGACGUAUCGCAGCAUGCGGUUGACAUUCCGCCGAGCGCCGCGCCUUGUUGGCGUCAGCCACCGUAACACAUACAAGGGACGAAGAGACCCUAUGCGUUAGAAGUACUUGGUCAUGGCUCACUUAGCAUCAGACGCCAUUUUUUCAACAAGAUCUCUCGUGAACCCGUGUACAUGGGUCGCAUUCGGUCCUGCACCUGUAAGCGACGAGGGUGAGGGAGCACGAUGCAAAGGAGGGACAUGGGCGGUAUAACGUCCGCGCGACAUCUCAUUGGGCUGGCAUGUGUGCAAACCACAGGUGGGAUAGGUACAUGUCAGACGCGGGUGCGCCUGUACAGAACCCAAAGGAUCGCCCUCCGACAGCUGCCGUGGAAUCUGCUACCUGUCAUCUUAUGGCCGCCUUUCUGUUGUACCUUAGUUCUUCGUUCUUUUCCUUGACACUCGAUGGCGGGAGAGGUAAUCCCUCCGCCGUAUGUUAUAUCUGCAGAUGACAAGCGCGGCCUCAUCGUCGUGACCGGUGCAGCUGUCUUGGCCUUUGUCUGGUCCUGUUUUCUGAUCCGGGUAUGGCUGCGCCUGCAAUCCAGGGAAUGGCGAUCUGAUGAUUGGUGGCUCGCGAUAGCGACUUUGCUCGACACGGUACAAUCAGGAAUCAUAUUCCAUCUCGUCAACCUAGGCCUGGGGGCCUCGCAAGUCGGAGUACCAUUGUCGCAACUUCAGCAACUUGGAAAUGAAGGUUUUGCGUCGCAGAUCAUAUAUAUCUUCGUUAUACUCGCCUCGAAGCUGUCGGUGCUCUCUCUAUACCUACGACUAUCACCAGGUGGAUCUCAUCGCAUCGCAUCAUGGUCACUCGUGGCAUUGUCCUGUCUCUGGGCACUGAUAUCCGUCAUCCUGAUCGCCAUACCAUGCAACCCAGCGCAAACAUAUACAGACGCCGAUAACUGUACAAAUAGGUGGCCAAAAUGGCUCAGCAUAGGCACCUUCGACAUCCUAACCGAACUUCUCAUCUUUCUCGCCGCAAUCCACCUAAUCUACUCUCUCCAAAUGCGCCUUCUAGCCAAACUCCUCGUAAUUCUCGCUUUUUCCGCCCGCCUCCCCGUCAUCGCAAUCGCCGGCAUCCGCCUCUACUACCUGGACCUACGACUUCGCGGCUCAAACUUCACUUUCGACUACAUAAUCGCUACGCAAUGGCAGAUGGGAUAUGCCAUCAUGUCGUCUACGAUAACGGGCAUGGGACCGUUUUUGAAGCCGUUCGAUAAGGAGUAUGUGAGCAGUACGUAUAAGCAGUAUGGAGCGGGGAACAGUGGAUGUGGAAGUGGGAGUGGGGGGAGGUCGAGGAUGGAGAGUGCGUUGACGACGACGAGUAGUGCGAUGUUGCCGCCCGCGAGGAGACAGAUGAUGGGUCACCACCACCAUCAUCAUGGCCAUCACAGGCGGUCCGCGGAUAACAUCUCGGAAUCUUAUCUCAUGGAAACGUUGCCUAGUCGACGGGCGAGCAAGCAGUCCUUAGGAGACCAUGAUGGCUCCCAUCCUCUCGAAUUGAUACAAUCUAGCACUCCGACAAGAGCGUCGCCGCCGGGGCAUACUCAUGGGUUCAUGACGGCGGAUGAGCAUUUUCGUCCUACGCAUAUGUAUCGCGGGCAUGAAGCGGAGGUUUGGGUGGGCGAGAGGAGUUUGAGCAUCACGAGGGAGGAGAUGGAUAGGGCUGCUGCGGAUGGCGGAGGUGGUUCCAAGUCUGGGACUAGGUUGGUGAUUGGGAAAAAGAAGGAGUUUAAGAUCGAGGUUGAUCGGGCGAGCCGUGUUGUAUAGGCUUUCUGUUACAUCAAUUGGGCGGAUGUUUUGCUUUAAACUGAGUUUAGAAUACCCCUUUGUAGUUUGCGUUGAUUCGGUGGAAAAUUCGUCAGAGGGAGGAAGAGGUAUAUGGAAACGACAUCACGACGAAAGAAAGGCCUAUAGAUAAAAGACUUCAUUAGCAAUA
Molecule: messenger RNA, 1985 nt
Organism: Alternaria rosae
Lineage: Eukaryota; Fungi; Ascomycota; Dothideomycetes; Pleosporales; Pleosporaceae
Exons: 4
Coding region: 455-1816 (453 amino acids)
Source: RefSeq, a predicted model, not a curated record